Molecule: messenger RNA, 1473 nt
Organism: Pochonia chlamydosporia 170
Lineage: Eukaryota; Fungi; Ascomycota; Sordariomycetes; Hypocreales; Clavicipitaceae
Product: flavin-binding monooxygenase
Exons: 1
Coding region: 1-1473 (490 amino acids)
Molecular function (GO): NADP binding; flavin adenine dinucleotide binding; N,N-dimethylaniline monooxygenase activity
Source: RefSeq, a predicted model, not a curated record
AUGACGGACGCACCAGACUUUGACGUCGUCAUUAUUGGCGCAGGCAUUUCUGGCAUCAACUCCGCAUAUCGCAUCCAGACCAACUUCCCCAACUACAGAUACUGCAUCCUCGAGGCGCGGGACGCCCUCGGAGGAACGUGGGAUCUCUUCAAGUAUCCCGGCAUCCGCUCAGACUCUGACCUCUUCACAUUUGGCUUCCAAUGGCACCCGUGGGGUGGAAACAACCCCAUUGCUACGGGCGAGUCUAUCCUCUCAUACCUCGCCGAGGCGUCUUCAACAUACGGCAUCGACAAACACAUCCACUUCCAACACAGGCUUCAACACGCAUCCUGGUCCACGGAAUACCAAGAAUGGACGCUCUCCGUAACUCGUGGCAGCAAAGGCGAAGCCGCAACCAUCUCCUCCCGAUUCGUCGUCUUCGGCACGGGAUACUACGACUACAGGACGCCUUUGGAGACGCAUAUCCCUGGGAUCGAUAACUUCGCCGGCCAGGUCGUCCAUCCGCAGUUCUGGCCAGAGAAACUCGAUUACACGGACAAGAAGAUCGUCGUCAUUGGCUCCGGCGCGACGGCAGUUACCCUUGUGCCCAAGCUAGCCGAGAAAGCCAAACUCGCAACCAUGCUUCAACGGAGUCCAUCGUACAUUGUCCCUUUGCCCAAUCGCUCUACGAGCUCCUUUUUCGACUAUAUCUUCCCGCGGGUCAUGGCCCGACGACUCGAGCGGUUGCGCUGGAUCAUCAGGUCCCGCCUCUUCUUCCUAUUCUGUACAACAUUCCCUUCCUCUGCGCGAUCGCUACUCAGACGCGGCAUACUACGACUCCUGCCAACAGGCAUGCCCUUUGAUCCGCACUUCAACCCAUCCUACAACCCAUGGACACAGAGAUUAUGCGUCUGCCCCGACGGAGAUUUCUACAAAGCCCUGCACACAGGACACGCCGACGUCGUCACCGGGACCAUCAAAUCCGUCACACCCGCCGGCAUCCAACUCAACUCAGGCAGCUUCCUCGACGCGGACAUUAUCGUCACAGCCACAGGGCUAAAGAUCCAGCUCAUGGGCGGCGCAACCAUGGACGUGGACGGGAAACCGGUCAGCCCAGGAGACAAGUUCAUCUGGCGAGGCGUCAUGCUGCAGGAUGUGCCGAAUGCCGCCCUUGUCAUGGGCUAUACCAAUGCCUCGUGGACUCUGGGUGCCGAAGCCACUGCCACAUUGGUUGUGCGACUGCUCCGAGACUUGCGGCAGAAGGGGUUCACGAGCAUCGUGCCGAGGGUGCAGAAUCCGGAAGAGCUGGACGAGGUGCCGUUUUUUAAUCUGAACUCGACGUAUGUGAAGAAGGCGACCGGGAAGAUGCCCAAGGCUGCGACGACGGGAGCGUUUGCAGUGAGGUCGAAUUAUUUGGCUGAUGAGUUGAAGGCUAGGUUUGGGGGUUUGGAUGACUUGGAGUGGGUGAGUGGUGGUGGGAAUGAGAAGGCGUGA